AUGAGAGCUGUGCUUUGCCUAAAGCGCCACUCAACCAUACAACGCACUGUGGUGCUCGCCCCACCAGAGGAGAUACGGAAGGUCACCAACCAAUGUGCCUACGAUACUUUCGAGUGGGCGUUGAGUCAAGGCCACGACAAAGUGGCGAUCUCUCUUGUUGAGCGAGACCCGGCCUUCGUGCACGGGCGCUACACCCGCGGCAUCACCCCGCUCAUGAAAGCCGUCCCGACCGGGCGGAUUCCGGUGAUUGCGGCGCUGAUCCAGCACGGCGCGUCGGUCAACGCAGCCGACUCGGGCGGCUCGACCCCGCUCAUGGCCGCCGCGUGCAUGGCCCUGUUCGACGUGGUGCGGUUCCUGUUGGAGCAACCGGGGUUGAACAUCGACGCGGUGGACCUGGAUGGGAUGUCGGCCCUGCACUGGGCCGUGUGGGCCGUGCAGCCGGACAUCGUGCAGCUGCUCCUCGACAAGGGCGCCAACCCCCUGCUCCUCGUCCAAGCCCUUCUGCAGCGACUGGGGACCAGCCAAGACCAGUCUCCUCCAUGA
Molecule: messenger RNA, 543 nt
Organism: Acanthamoeba castellanii str. Neff
Lineage: Eukaryota; Discosea; Longamoebia; Acanthamoebidae
Product: Ankyrin repeat containing protein
Exons: 5
Coding region: 1-543 (180 amino acids)
Molecular function (GO): protein binding
Source: RefSeq, a predicted model, not a curated record